AUGGUUAUUGUUGGGGUGUCCUUGGUGAGAGUUGGUGUCAAUGGUGAGGAGUUGAAAUCCGAUUCUCUAGUACCCUCUAGUACAUAUUGGGUUAUUCCUUCAGUUUGGUAUACGUUUUUAGUUACUAGUCAUUGCAUAAUAAUGAUUUUCUUUUAUUUGAUGAGUGGAUUUGAAUUAGAGUUGGAUGAACUCUUUAUCUUCACCAUCUUUUUCUUUAUUUCCAAUAGGAAAGUAAAGGAAUGUCUUCUUCACAUUUGGCUGUUUUCUGUCACUAAGAUUAUUGUUGUGCCGUUGUCACUUGAUUAUACACGCUUUCAACUUCUUUGGCUAAUAAGAGUACUCCAGAUGAAUAGCGCUAAUUUAAUUUGUACUGUGCUUUCAAUUAUGACAGCAUUUAGGGCAUGUUUCUUUGCAUUUAUUGAAAGAGAAUCAUUAAUUUAUGAACCGCCUUCGUAUUUAAGAAGUUGA
This is a messenger RNA of Rodentolepis nana, 468 nucleotides long. NCBI's taxonomy places the organism in Eukaryota, Metazoa, Platyhelminthes, Cestoda, Cyclophyllidea, Hymenolepididae. The record is from the annotation of a GenBank genome assembly.